AUGCCGGUUCCGACGCCACGACCCACGGCCGGCGUGGAACACUCACCCGGUGGAGCUGGUGCAGUGAUGGAGAGCGAGGCGCAGGGGAUCGCCGCUGCCGUGACUGCGAAAGUCGUCCAAGAGCUUAGGGACGACCUGGUGAAGGCGGUCACCUCCACGACCCAACAGGGCCUUGGUACCGCCGGGUUUAGCCUCCUCCCAACUGCUCUCGCGACGGUGAUGCACGGCGGUCGCGCAACCGCCGAGGAGCAUGGGCCGGCGCCAAGGCAGUCGGGGAAAAGGGUCACCGACGAAAAAUCCCUGACCGGCGACCAGACCAGCGGCAAUAAGCGAAGCAGAGGACCCGCGGUGAAACGUGGUGUGGGCGUGGAUCCUCCCGCCGCUCCGUAUGUUCGUAUCCCCGGCGUCCAAGACUUGCUGAAAGAGGUGGUCGACCAAGGAGCAGAGGCAGCGAACGUCACGGCGGCAACUGCAGGGCCGAGUGCCUCAACGGUGGAGGCGGCUGUGUGGAGAGUGAUGGAAGAGGCCGGCGGGGUGGACGAAGAGAUCCUCGCCAGCAUCGUGAUGCCGGACCGGGAAAUCGAGGUCAUGCGGGAAAAACUACAAGCAGCAGCUCCCACCGUGGGAGCGCAACAAGGUACACCCGCCGCCUCAACUGCUCCUGCGGAGGACCAUACCGCGGCUGGCGCCAAAUCCCCCCCGGCCAUGACCGGUGAGGUCGGCGACGGGAAGCACAAGCGCAAGGGCAAGGACAAGGCGAAGGGCGGCCCGGCGAAGGCCGGCUCUUCCAAGGGGAUGUCCAAAGCGGUCGCGCAGGGUCGGAAGGGUUCAGGCGUCCGCGUUGAGGCUUCAACGGGGCUGGCCACGUCAGAGAUGAAGUUUGGGAAGAAGAGCCGUUACAUCUGCCGAUCGAUGGACAAGUCCGAGGCCGCCUACUGCAUCGCUGUCGCCGUUUCGUCGUACGAUGGCUUCGUCAGCGACGUGAUUCUGAACGAGUUCGAUGGGGUCAAGGAGGAUGUGAUGGCGCAGUAUAAGGCGGACUGGAAUGUGGCGCGAUUGAUUCCGGGGGGCAUGUGGACGGUCAUGUGGAGCCGAGGGGCGAACGUCUUCCGCGACAGGUUCCAAGAGGUGGUCGCGGAAUACAACAGGAUAGCCGACGCCGACCGCGCAGCUCUCAUGUUGGCUCUUCGCCCAGCGGUGUGGUUCAGCGACCUUCCGGAGUCGACCGAGCCCGAGAAGGCCGCAAAGAACAAGGUGGUGAGCGACAUGAUCGCACACGUUUUGAUGUGUGCCGCCUUCGCACCUGUGGCCGCAAAAUUGACGCCCAUUCCGGGAGUUGGGUCGGAGCGGUUGUCCGAGAUCCUCGCCGGUACUGCGUGCGCGGUGUGGUGUUUUUCGGAGACCAAUGCCACGGCGGAAGUAGCGGCCGGUGAAGGGGGGGCGGCAGCGACCGUGCGCGGAGCGUCCAAAGAGUCCGCAAAGAGGUGUAAGAGCGUCAUCGAGGUGGUGCUUCAACGGGCGUCGUCCCGGAAGGUCGGCGUAGAAGAGGUCACCAACACGGUGACGAAGGACCUGCAUGGCGCUGUGCGGAGGUCACUGCCUGAGGACGGCGACGAGCGCGACCAUGACGAUCUGAUCGCUCGUGUCAUGAUCGAGAGCCUCGCCUUCUGA
Molecule: messenger RNA, 1671 nt
Organism: Closterium sp. NIES-65
Lineage: Eukaryota; Viridiplantae; Streptophyta; Zygnematophyceae; Desmidiales; Closteriaceae
Source: the annotation of a GenBank genome assembly